CUGAUUCUAUAUGUCCCCAAUUUAUGUAGGAUAUUUGAUUCUGCAAACAAUGAUUUUGGGGACCCGAAAACUGCUGGCUCGGAGUUAAAAAACAAGCCUGAUGGCUGGGAAACAACAUCAAAAGCUCAAGAUGGCAAUGUUUGGGAUAUGUCACAAAGAGGAGAUAUUUUUGUUCAAGAAUUUGAACGCCGUAUUGCAUUCAAUAAAUUCAAGAUCGCGAACUUCAUAAAAACGCACAUAUUUAGCUGGAGGAGGCCCAUUGAUGGAUGGAAGUACAUGAUAGAGGAAAUAGGACCAAAUGCGAGGAAGGGGAAAGGAAGUGUUUCGAGGCUGCCCAGUGUGUUGGAGGAAUCCACUCAACCUUUCAGAGAGGAAAAGCCUUCCACUUUUACCGACACUUAUUCUUCUUCUAAAGGCCGAUCAAAUAUAAACUUUUAG
This is a messenger RNA of Striga asiatica, 438 nucleotides long. The record is from the annotation of a GenBank genome assembly. Lineage: Eukaryota; Viridiplantae; Streptophyta; Magnoliopsida; Lamiales; Orobanchaceae.